Messenger RNA from Acipenser ruthenus (sterlet), 14832 nucleotides. Its product is annotated as protocadherin Fat 1-like. NCBI's taxonomy places the organism in Eukaryota, Metazoa, Chordata, Actinopteri, Acipenseriformes, Acipenseridae. The record is from RefSeq and is a predicted model, not a curated record. Bases 185 to 14038 code for a protein of 4617 amino acids. Gene Ontology annotation, molecular function: calcium ion binding. Gene Ontology annotation, cellular component: plasma membrane. The transcript has 29 exons. Gene Ontology annotation, biological process: homophilic cell-cell adhesion.
GGGCGGUGCACAGCACAGCGCGGAGAGAUACGAAAGCAAAUAGUGAGAACGAGGUAGAGACAGAGGGAAGAGGGUUAGUGAUGACCAUGCUGGAUUUGGGACAUUGCAAACUAGCCAAUACACCUCCAAGUCGAAGAAAUUAAUGCUGGGAAAGGAGGUUUGGUGAAAAUUUCAUCGUGCCGCUAUGGGGAAACACGCAGCUUUGCUGCUUUCAGUACUGUUGCAGCUUCUUAGCAGCUGUACAGGAAACCAAAGGAUGGAGCAACCAAGGCCCAUGCAGUUUUCCCACUUACUUUAUAAUGCCACUAUAUAUGAGAACUCUGCAGCCAAAACCUACUUGCAAAGCCCAGUGAAAAUGGGUGUUUACGUUACACACCCAUCUUGGGAAAUACGGUACAAAAUAGUUUCUGGAGAUAAUGAAAACUUGUUUAAGGCUGAAGAUUACACCUUGGGCGAUUUCUGUUUCUUGCGUAUAAGGACCAAAGGAGGGAGUACUGCAAUCCUUAAUAGGGAAGUAAAAGACCACUACAUGCUGACCAUCAAAGCAGUUGAAAAAAGCACCAACGCUGAAUCACGCACAAAAGUUAAAGUACAGGUUCUUGAUACAAAUGACCUGAGACCUCUAUUUUCACCAACCUCCUAUAGUGUUUCCCUGCCUGAAAACACAGCAUUAAGAACCAGUAUUACCAGAGUCACUGCUACUGAUGCUGAUAUUGGAACCAAUGGAGAAUUUUACUACAGUUUUAGAGAUCGGACAGACUUGUUUGCCAUUCACCCAACCAGUGGUGUUGUAACAUUGACGGGUAAACUGGAUUACGCCGAGAAUAAGCAGUAUGAGAUGGAAAUCUUUGCAGUGGACCGUGGAAUGAAACUGUACGGUAGUAGUGGUAUUAGUAGCAUGGCUAAGCUGACUGUUCGUGUAGAACAGGCAAACGAGUAUGCACCUGUCAUCACAGCUGUCACACUGGUUCCUUCAGACACUGAUAAGGAUCCUACAUAUGCAAUUGUAACGGUGGAAGACAAUGAUCAUGGACCAAAUGGGGAAAUAGCUUCAUUAAGCAUUGUAGCAGGGGAUUCUCUUCAGCAGUUUAAAGCAGUGAGAUCCAGCCCUGGCAGUAAAGAAUACAGAAUAAAAGGAAUUGGAGAAGUUGACUGGGACAGUCAACCAUUUGGAUGUAAUCUUACUUUACAGGCCAAGGAUAAAGGAAGUCCACCCCAGUUUUCCUCAGCAAAGGUAGUUCAUGUGACAUCGCCACAGUUUAGAUCAGGACCUCCUGCAUUUGAAAGAAAUAUGUACAGAGUCAAUCUUAGUGAAUUUGCACCUCUACAUACCCCUGUUGUUAUGGUAAAAGCAGUGCCAAAUUACCCUCAGUUAAAGUAUGUUUUCAGACACAACCCAGACCAGAAAAGAUUUGCUUUAAAUCCUAUCACUGGCCUAAUUACAACUGCUGGACCAAUACAAGCAGAAUAUGCACCACGAUUUGAGUUGGAAGUCAUGACCAGUGAUAGAAAGGCAACAACAAAAGUUGUAGUUGAUGUUUUAGACAUGAAUAAUAAUGCACCCGAGUUUCACAAGACAUCUUAUCAGGCCACUGUCGAUGAACAUGUGCCAGUGGGUACCCGUGUGUUAACUGUAAGUGCCAGUGAUCUAGAUGAUGGAGAAAAUGGUUAUGUGACUUACAGCAUUGCCAAUCUUAACCCGCAGCCUUUUGUUAUUGAUUAUUUUACUGGGGUUAUCAGUACCUCAGAGGAUUUGGAUUACGAGUUGAUGCCAAGGAUUUAUAGUUUAAGAAUUCGAGCCUCUGACUGGGGUUCACCAUAUCGCCGUGAAGCUGAGGUUUCAGUAAUUAUUUCUCUGAACAACUUGAAUGACAACAAACCACUGUUUGAGAAGAUUGACUGUGAAGUGACCAUCCCUCGGGAUCUUGGAGUCGGUGAGCAGAUUACUGCUGUGUCUGCUAUUGAUGCUGAUGAGUUACAACUGGUACGAUACGAAAUACAGGCUGGAAAUGACCUAGACCUCUUUGAGCUAAACCCAAACUCUGGUGUGCUUUCUCUGAAGCAGCCUCUAACUGAUGGUGAUGGUGCAAAGGUCUCAUUCCGCAGUCUACAAAUUACAGCUAACGAUGGAGAAAAUGUUGCAAUACCAAUGGUAAUUAACAUCACUGUGAUAACUAGUCGGAAACCUGUUCAGUUACAGUGUGUUGACACCGGAGUUGCCAAAAUGCUGGCUGAGAAGCUUCUCCAGACAACUAGGCUCCACAGCCAUGUUGAACCUGAAGAUCAUUUCUUAGAUGUACAUUCAGAUAACCGUUAUGCCCCACAAUUUUCUGACUCCUUCCCCAGUGUAAUUGAAGUAAAGGAAGAUCUUCCAGUAGGUGCCAGGAUUAUUCUUAUUAGUGCCACAGAUUCUGAUGGUGGUUUCAAUGGAAAAUUGAAUUAUGUAAUUUCAGGAGGAGAUACUGACAGUCGUUUUGUUGUGGAGAUGGAAACUGGAUGGCUAAUGGUAUAUUCUCCACUUGACAGAGAAACAACUAAUCACUACACUCUAAAUAUCACAGUUUAUGACCUGGGAAUACCUCAGAAAUCUGCUUUCCGUCUUUUGGAUGUAAAUAUUUUGGAUACAAAUGAUAACAUGCCCAAGUUUCUUCAGGAUAGUUAUUCAGUUGAAAUAAGUGAAAAUAAAGAAGUGGGUAGUGAUGUUAUUCACAUUGAAGCAACAGAUUUAGAUCUAGGUCUAAAUGGAGAGGUCAGGUACUUGUUACUUGCAGAUACAGAUACAUUUGCUAUUAAUAAUGAGACGGGUGUUGUGAAAGUUAUACGCCCAUUGGAUCGAGAAGUGCAUCCUUCGUAUCUUUUGAAGAUUGUGGCUAGAGAUCAAGCUGUGGAGGAGCCACAGCUACUUUCAACCGUAUUACUGAAAGUGACUUUGGAAGAUGUCAAUGACAAUCCACCCAGAUUUAUUCCUUCAAAUUAUCAUGUGAAAGUGCGAGAAGACCUGCCUAUUGGCACUGUAAUCAUGUGGUUGGAGGCACAUGAUUCUGAUUUAGGACAGUCGAGUCAGGUGCGAUAUAGCCUGAUCGACAAUGGAGAUGGAAGCUUUGAUGUAGAUAAACUGAGUGGAGCUGUACGUAUUGUGCAGAAUCUGGAUUUUGAGAAGAAGCAGAUUUACAACCUAACAGCAAGGGCCAAGGACAAAGGCAAACCUAUAUCAUUGUCCUCCACCUGUUACAUUGAGGUGGAGAUAGUGGACAUAAAUGAGAAUUUAUUUGCCCCAUGGUUCUCUUCCUUUGUCGAUAAGGGUUCUGUAAAAGAAGAUGCACCAAUUGGUACAUCUGUAAUGAGAGUAACUGCUCAGGAUGAAGACAAAGGUAGAGAUGGGGAAAUCCGCUACUCCAUAAGAGAUGGGUCUGGCUUGGGUGUCUUCAAGAUUGAUGAAGAAAGUGGUAUCAUAAGAACAGAAGAGCUUUUGGAUCAUGAGACUACUUCCCACUAUUGGCUGACAGUUUAUGCCUCAGAUCAAGGGGUUGUUCCUCUCUUUUCUUUCAUUGAGGUUUACAUAGAGGUUCAGGAUGUUAAUGAUAAUGCCCCACAGACAUCAGAGCCUGUCUAUUACCCAGAAGUUAUGGAGAACUCCCCUAAGGAUACGCCUGUCAUCCAGAUUGAAGCUUAUGACCCAGACUCAAGAUCCAGUGACAAACUAACCUAUAAGAUUACAAGUGGAAACCCGCAGGGAUUUUUUAAUGUAAAUCCCAAAACUGGUCUGGUUACAACUACUUCAAGAAAGCUAGAUCGAGAACAACAAACUGAACACAUUCUUGAAAUAACUGUCAUUGAUCAUGGUGUUCCUCCAAAGUUAACUGUUGUUAGAGUGAUAGUGAAAGUUUUGGAUGAAAAUGACAACAAACCACAAUUCUUGGAGAAGACCUAUAAAAUUAAGCUUCCUGAGCGUGAGAAACCUGACCGAGAGAGAUCUGCCAAGCGGGAACCCAUUUAUCGUGUUAUUGCUUCAGAUAAGGAUGAAGGCCCUAAUGCUGAAAUCUCUUACAGCAUUGAGGAGGGUGAUGAACAUGGAAAAUUCUUUAUUGAGCCUAAAACAGGAGUAGUUUUGUCCAAGAAGUUUUCUGCAGCUGGAGAGUAUGAUAUUCUUACAAUUAAAGCUGUGGACAAUGGUCGACCUCAAAAGUCUUCCACUACCCGGCUGCAUAUUGAAUGGAUCCCAAAACCUAAGCCAUCCACAAAGAUGCUUUCUUUUGAUGAACCAUUCUUCUCAUUCUCAGUAAUGGAGAGUGAUCCAGUUGCUCAUAUGGUUGGUGUAAUAACAUGUGAGCCCAUUGACAACCCACUCUGGUUUGACAUCACUGGAGGCAAUCAAGCUAAAGAAGUGUUUUACAUCGUUCAGAUGGCUUGUGACCUGAACUGUACAGCAGAAGGUGGUAACUAUGACAGCCGGUUUGAUGUGGGCAAGGGCAGCGGAACCAUCAUUGUCGCCAGACCUCUCGAUGCAGAACAGAAAUCAAAUUACAACCUGACAGUGGAGGCAACAGAUGGAUUGAGAUCUAUCAGCACCCAGGUUUUCAUCCGAGUAAUUGACACCAAUAACCAUCGACCUCAAUUCUCACGACCAAAGUAUGAGAUUAAUAUCCCAGAGAACAUUGCACCAGAGACAGAGAUCCUACAGAUCAGAGCAACUGACAAGGAUGAGAAAAACAAGUUAAUCUACUCUCUCCAGAGCAGCACCGAUCCCAUCAGUUUAAAGAAAUUUCACCUUGAUCCUGGAACUGGCUCACUGUAUACAGCUGAGAAGCUGGACCACGAAACCAUGCACAAACAUAUCCUGACAGUGAUGGUUCGUGAUCAAGAUGUGCCUGUGAAACGGAACCUUGUAAGAGUUACUGUCAAUGUUGAAGAUACCAAUGACCAUGCCCCAUGGUUCACUAGUUCCUCAUAUAAAGGGAGUGUGUAUGAAUCUGCUGCUCUUGGGUCAGCAGUGCUGCAGGUUACAGCCAUGGACAAGGAUAAAGGACAGAAUUCAGAAAUUGUUUAUUUUAUUGAAUCAGGAAAUGUUGCAAAUUCAUUUGCUGUUGAUCCAGUCCUUGGCACUAUAAUUGUUGCAAAAGAACUUGACCGUGGCAGUAAAAGCCAGUAUGAGCUCACAGUGAAAGCAUCAGAUAAAGGAAAUCCUCCAAUGAGUGUGAUGACGACCGUCCACAUUUCUGUUACCAUAUCAGAUAAUGCAAAGCCAAAGUUUACUAUGAAGGAGUACUUGGCAGAAGUCAGAGAGACUGUGAUCAUUGGGAGUUUUGUUGCCUUGGUUACAGCAUCCAGUCAGUCAUCGGUGGUGUAUGAAAUAAAAGAUGGAAAUAUCGGCAGCACCUUUGACAUCAAUCCAAACUCAGGUGUUGUCACCACUCAAAACUUCCUAGAUUACGAAACAAUUUCUUCAUACAAGCUAACCGUGCAAGGCACAAACAUGGCAGGCUUAUCGUCCAACACAACUCUUCUAAUUCAUCUUCUUGAUGAGAAUGAUAAUGCUCCUGUCUUUAUGCAAGAAAAAUACACAGGGAUUAUCAUCGAAUCUGCUUCAGUGAACAGUGUAGUUUUAACUGAUGUGAAUGCUCCAUUGGUAAUUCGAGCCACAGAUGCUGACAGGGAAUCGAAUGCCAUGCUGAUUUAUCAAAUUGUUGAGCCAUCUGCCCACAAAUAUUUUGCUAUUGAUUCAAGCACAGGUGCCAUUCGCACAGUAAUGAGUCUGGAUUAUGAAGAGAAAAGGAUUUUCCAUUUCACAGUACAAGUCCAUGACAUGGGAAACCUACAGUUAUUUGCAGAGAAUGCAGCCAAUGUUACAAUCCAAGUGGUAGAUGUCAAUGACUGCCCUCCAGUCUUUAGCAGGGAGGUUUAUGAGGCAUCUAUUUUAGUGCCAACAUAUAAAGGAGUGAAAAUCAUCACAUUAAAUGCUACAGAUGCAGACUCUGGACCAAAUUCAAAAAUAAUUUACUCAAUUACUGAUGGCAACAUAGGAGAAAGAUUUACUAUUGAUCCCAUCAUGGGUGUUUUAUCAGUUCAAAAUACAACCCAGUUAAGGAGCAGGUAUGAGUUGACAGUGAGAGCUUCUGACGGAAGAUUUGCAGAUACAGCAUCAGUCAAAAUAAAUGUUAAAGAAAAUAAGGAAAGCAACCUAAAGUUUACUCAUAGUUCAUACACUGCUUUAGUCUUGGAAAACUUGUCCGAGCCUAAAAUGCUUGCAAUUAUUACAGCAAUAGGCAACCGGAUAAAUGAACCGUUGUUUUAUCACAUUCUAAAUCCAGACCGAAGGUUUAAGAUUAGUCAUACUUCUGGAGUCCUCUCAACCACAGGCAUACCCUUUGAUCGUGAAGAACAGGAUGUCUAUGAUAUAGUUGUGGAAGUGACAGGGGAGGAAAUGUUAAGAGUUGCUCAUGUUGUAGUGAAGGUCACUGUAGAGGAUGUAAAUGACAACGCACCAAUGUUUGUUAAUUUGCCAUAUUAUGCACUAGUGCAGGCUGAUGCUGAUAUUGGCCAUGCAAUUCGACAAGUCACUGCUGUAGACUUGGAUAUUGGAAACAACGGUCAGAUUCACUACUACUUAAAGGAACUUCAUGAGUAUUUCCAGAUUAGUCCUUCAGGUGACAUCAGAUUGAAAAAUUAUUUUGAAACGGAUACUUUCAAUGCUGAAUAUAUCAUUACUGUGGUAGCCAAAGAUGGAGGGGAGCCAGCUCUUUCUGCAGAGGUUGAAGUACCAAUUACUGUCAUGAACAAAGCAAUGCCAGUGUUUGAAAAGCCUUUCUAUAGUAUAGAGAUUCCAGAAAAUAUCCAACUGCAUACUCCUGUGGUACAUGUUCAAGCCAACAGCUCAGAAGGACUUCGGAUCAUGUACAGUAUCACAGAAGGAGAUCCUUUCAGUCAGUUUUCCAUACAUUUUAACACUGGUGUCAUACAUGUAACAAGCCCGCUAGAUUUUGAAUCCCAUCCAGCCUAUAAGUUAAGUGUAAGAGCAACAGAUUCUCUAACUGGAGCUCACUCAGAAGUGUUUGUUGAUAUAAUUUUGGUUGAUGUCAAUGACAAUGCUCCAUUGUUUAAAGAGAAGUCUUACACUGCCACACUUAACGAAGCUUCAAUGAUCGGCACAUCAGUGGUUCAGGUCAUUGCUACAGACUCUGAUUCUGGUGUAAACAAAAUUAUUUCUUACCAGUUGGUAGAAGAUAACAGUAAGAGUUUUGAGAACUUCCACAUAGACAGAGACAGUGGGGCUAUUUUAACAGCAAGAACCCUUGAUUACGAGGAAAGGCAGCAGCAUAAUUUACUUGUAAGAGCCAUGGAUGGAGGUGUGCCCGCUCUAAGCAGUGAUAUAAGUAUUACAGUGUAUGUAACAGAUCUGAAUGACAACCCACCCGUUUUUAUACAGCAGCUGUAUGAGGCCACAAUCAGUGAGCUUGCGCCACGUGGACAUUUUGUAAUGCACGUACAGGCAUUUGAUGCAGACAGCUCAGACAAUGGCAAGCUGGAGUAUUCCAUCUUAAACGGAAAUGUAAAUAUGAAUUUUGAGAUUAGUAAGAAAACUGGGGUUAUAACAAUCUCAAACCACCGCAAACCGAAAAUGGAGCCAUUUUACAAUCUAAAUAUCUCUGUGUCGGACGGCGUCUUUAGAAGUUUAACUCAAGUGAAGGUAACAGUAAUUGGAGCAAACUUCCACAGUCCAUCUUUCAUUCAGAAUGAGUAUGAGGUGGAAUUGGCUGAAAAUUCCCCUAUGGGAACCCUGGUAAUUAAAGCUAAAGCUAACGAUGAAGAUUCAGGAACUUACGGCCAUAUAACAUACUACAUUAUAAAUGACUUUGCAAGAGACAAAUUUUCUGUUAAUGAAGACGGACAGAUAUUCACUCUGGAGAAACUUGACCGUGAGAACUCGGUGGAAAAAGUAAUUGCAAUUGGCCUAAUGGCAAAAGAUGGAGGUGGCAAGGUUGGCUUUUGCAGCAUAAAUGUCAUACUUACAGAUGAUAAUGACAAUGCCCCACAGUUCAGAGCUGCAGAGUAUAAAGUAAAUGUUGCAUCUGAUGCUCCAAGGGGAACUUCAGUCAUUAAAAUUGUAGCAUCGGAUGCUGAUGAAGGCAGCAAUGCAGAUAUAGCUUACGUUAUUGAAGCAGAUUCAGAAAAUGUUGAAGAAAACUUUGAAAUUGAUCCUUUCACUGGUGUCAUUGUUACUAAAGAAAGCUUAAUCGGGCUGGAAAAUGAACUGUAUGCUUUCUACGUAAGGGCAAAGGAUGCUGGAACUCCUUCAAAGGAGUCUGUAGUCCCAGUGUACAUCAGAAUACUAACCCCUGAAGUGCCACUUCCAAAGUUUGUUGAGCCGCACUAUGCCUUUGCAAUACCUGAGGACCUUGCAAUUGGAUCAGAAAUAGAUGUCAUCCAGGCAGAGAGUGAGCAGACAGUGGUUUACACCCUAGUGAAAGGAAAUACCCCUGAGAGUAACAGAGAUGAAGUUUUUGUUAUUGACAAAGAUACUGGAAAGCUAAAACUUGAAAAGAACCUUGAUCAUGAAACCGCUAAAUGGUACCAGCUCACACUACUAGCGCAGUAUGCCCAUGAAGAAUACGAAGUUGUCUCUUCUGUAGAUAUCGGUAUUCAGGUAAAGGAUGCCAAUGACAACAGCCCUGUGUUUGAAUCCAAUCCAUAUAGAGCAUUCAUUGCUGAGAACCUUCCAGUCGGAACCAGAGUAAUCCAAGUAAAAGCAACCGAUUUAGAUUCAAGUACCAAUGGGCAAGUAAUGUACAGCGUGGCUCAGAAUCAAGAAACAGAUGACAUCAUUGAGCUGUUUGCAGUUAACAGUGAGACUGGAUGGAUUACAACGCUUAAAGAGCUGGAUCAUGAGAAACAAGGGAAGCACGUGGUUACAGUGGUUGCUUCUGACCGUGGAGAGAAGGUGCAGCUGAUUGCCACUGCUUUGGUGGAAGUUACUGUUGCUGAUGUGAAUGACAACCCCCCACGCUUCACUGCUGAGAUCUACAAGGGGACAGUGAGUGAGGAUGAUCCACCUGGUGGAGUUAUUGCAAUCUUGAGCACCACUGAUGCUGACACAGAACAAAUCAACAAACAAGUUAACUACUACGUUACAGGAGGAGACCCUCUGGGACAGUUUGCUAUUGAACACAUUCAGAAUGAAUGGAAGGUCUAUGUCAGAAAGCCCCUGGAUAGAGAAGAGAAAGACAAUUACCUCUUAAAUAUCACAGCCACUGAUGGAACAUUCGUGGCAAAGGCUGUAGUAGAGGUUAAGGUCCUUGAUGCCAAUGACAACAGCCCUGUUUGUGAAAAGGCGCUGUAUGCUGAAACUAUUCCAGAAGAUGCUCCUUCAGGAAAAUUGAUUUUACAGGUUUCUGCCACUGAUGCCGACAUCCGUUCAAAUGCUGAAAUCUCUUACAGGCUUUUUGGAACAGAGGCAGAUAAAUUCAAUCUAGACCCAGAUACUGGAGAGCUCAAGACCCUGGUUCCCCUUGAUCGCGAGCGUGAGGCAGUGUAUAACCUUAUGGUUAAAGCAAUAGAUGGAGGUGGUCGCUUUUGUCAGGCUGACGUUGUUUUAACUGUGGAGGACGUGAAUGACAAUGCACCAGAGUUUUCUUCUGAUCCCUACACCAUAACUGUGUUUGAGAACACUGAACUUAAAACCCUUGUAACACGAAUACAUGCAACAGAUCCUGAUACAGGCUUCAACAGCAAGGUCCUCUAUUCUUUUGUGGAUUCUGCAGAUGGCCACUUCUCCAUUAAUGAAUUGUCUGGUAUCAUUAGUCUGGAAAAACCUCUAGACAGAGAAGUGCAAGCAAUGUAUUCCCUGACUGUAAGGGCAACCGACCAGGGCUCACCUCGAAAGCUCUCCACUGUCUGCUCUGUUGUAGUGUCUAUUCUGGAUAUUAAUGACAACCCACCAGUAUUUGAGCACAGGGAAUACGCUGCCACUGUUUCAGAGGACAUAACUGUGGGAACACAGAUUCUUCGUGUUUUUGCAGCAAGCAGGGACAUUGAAGCAAAUGCAGAGAUCUCAUACUCUAUUGCCAGUGGAAACGAACAUGGAAAGUUUAGUGUUGAUUCCAGCACAGGUGACAUUUUUGUGAUUGAAAGCUUGGAUUAUGAAACCUCCCAUGAGUAUUUUUUAACUGUAGAGGCCACGGAUGGAGGCACACCAUCUCUUAGUGAUGUGACGACUGUGAACAUAAAUCUGACAGAUAUCAAUGACAACACGCCAAAGUUCAGCCGGAAUAUCUACGCUGCAGUUAUAAGUGAAGAUGCUGUACUGGGACAAUCAGUUAUAACUGUCAUAGCAGAAGAUGCCGAUGGGCCCUCCAACAACCACAUCCACUACUCUAUUGUUAAUGGAAACCAGGGAAGCCCAUUCACCAUCGAUUCUGUCAGCGGAGAAGUGAAAGUAGCGAGGUGGUUAGAUAGAGAGAAGAUAUCUGGAUACACACUUACUGUACAAGCUACAGACAAUGGUAGUCCCCCAAAGUCCAACACAACUACAAUCAAUAUCGACGUGUCUGAUGUUAAUGAUAACCCUCCUGCCUUCUCACAGGCCAACCACAGCAUCAUCAUUCAGGAAAACAGACCUGUUGGUGCCAGUGUGCUACAGUUAUUAGUAACGGAUAAAGACGCGUCUCACAAUGGCCCUCCAUUCUCCUAUACAAUUAUAAGUGGAAAUGAAGAAAACUCAUUUGAGAUAAACCAGCAGGGGGUAUUGAUAGCCUCAGCGCCACUGAAUCGUGAAAUAAAAGACCACCAUUUACUGCAUGUUCAGGUGGCCGAUAGUGGGAAACCUCAAUUGCAUUCAUCAACAUUCAUCAACAUCAGAGUUAUUGAAGAAAGCAUUCAUGCUCCGGCUAUUCUUCCUCUAGAAAUGUUCAUAACAACUCACGGAGAUGAAUACUCUGGGGGUGUCAUUGGAAAGAUCCAUGCAACCGACCAGGAUAUUUAUGACACCCUCACCUACAGCUUGGCAUCUAAAUCGGGUAAUCUGUUCUCUCUCUCUAGCACUGAUGGAAAACUGAUUGCCCGUAAAGGGCUAGACGUGGGGCACUAUCUGCUCAAUGUCACGGUUACAGAUGGAAGGUUUACAGUGGCUGCAGACAUCAAUGUGCAUGUUAGACAGUUCACUCAAGAGGUGCUCAACCAUUCCAUUGCUAUAAGAUUUGCAAAUAUUGCACCAGAAGAAUUUAUAGGUGACUAUUGGCGGAACUUCCAGAGGGCCCUGAGGAACAUUGUAGGGGUGAAGAGAAAUGAUAUUCAGAUUGUGAGCCUGCAGCCUUCCAAGCCUUCCUCCAACCUGGACGUACUGCUUUCUGUAGAAAAAGCUGGAAGCUCUUACCAUUCACACGAGGUACUUUUCAGAAAGCUUAACACCUCCGUGGCAGACAUUGAGGAGAUGACUGGUGUGCGAAUUCUCAAAGUCAUUAACAAGCUUUGCUCUGGGCUGGAUUGCCCUCUGAAAUUCUGUGAUGAAAUAAUCACUUUGGACAAGAAUGUCAUGUCAACCUAUAGCACUGCCAGGCUCAGUUUCGUUACCCCUCGACACCAAAGAAUUUCAGUUUGUCUCUGUAAAGGUGGAAAAUGUCCUACAGUGAGCAAGCUCUGUGAAGGUAAUCCAUGCCCCGAAGGUACAGAAUGUGUACCAGACAAGAAUGAAGGAAAAUACAGCUGUGUAUGUCCAAGUGGCAAGCAUGGAAAAUGCUUUGGUGGUCUUUCGUUGACAUUUAAUGGAAAUAGCUAUGUAAAGUACCGUCUUAUGGAAAACGAAAAUAAAGAAGAAAUGAAACUUUCUCUAAACUUAAGGACAUACUCUGCACAUGCAGUUGUAAUGUAUGCCAAAGGAACGGACUACAGUAUACUAGAGAUCAACAAUGGUAGAUUGCAGUACAAGUUUGACUGUGGCAGUGGUCCUGGAAUUGUGUCCGUGCACAGCAUUCUGGUCAAUGAUGGCGAGUGGCACUCUGUGUCUUUGGAGGUAGAUGGAAAUUAUGCAAAGCUGGUUCUGGACAGAGUCCACACUGCGUCUGGAACUGCUCCUGGUACACUUCGCACACUCAACCUUGACAAUAACAUCUUCUUUGGUGGCCAUGUCCGUCAGCUUGGCUCCAGGCAUGGCAGGAGCCCACAAGUCAACAAUGGACUCAAAGGGUGCAUGGAGUCAAUGGUCCUAAAUGGACAGGAGCUGCCUCUGAACAGUAAACCGAGGGCCUAUGCAGUUAUGGAAGAAGCAGUGGAGGUUUCACCAGGAUGUUCCCUGGUACCUGCAGAAGGCUGCUCCAGCAGUCCUUGUAACAAUGGUGGGCUCUGCUCUCUCCUUCCUAAUGGAGGUUAUUUCUGCAAAUGCAGUGCCUUGUUUAUAGGUACACAUUGUGAAAUAAGCAAGAGCCCAUGUGCUUCCAACCCUUGUCUCUAUGGUGGAACGUGCAUUCCUAUCAACAAUGACUUUGUUUGCCAGUGUAGAGGGCAGUACUCUGGUGAAAGGUGCCAGUUGGGUCCAUACUGUAAAGAUAAUCCUUGUAAAAACAGUGGCAAAUGCAUCGACAGCCUUGAUGGUCCAGUUUGUGAGUGUGAGCCAGGGUUUCAUGGAGAAAGGUGUCUCACUGAUAUUGAUGAAUGUAUUAAAAAUCCCUGUUCAUAUGGCGGCCUGUGCGAAAACACACAUGGGUCUUAUAAUUGUACCUGCAGCCAAGGAUAUGGUGGAAAGCUUUGUGAGGAUGUUUUGGUGAAAAAUGAUUAUGUUUCAACAUCUUGGAAUAUUGGUUUGGAAGAAGUUAUUGGCAUCAUAGUGUUUGUGGCUGGUAUAUUCCUGCUGGUUUUGCUGUUUGUGGUCUUCCGCAAGAGGGUGUGCAGACAAAGGAAGUCUAAGCCAAAGGAAGAAGACAAACACUGUGGAGCAACCACCUCCUUCUUACACAGGCCAUAUUUUGAUUCAAAAAUUAGCAAGAAUGUCUAUUCAGAUGUUCCUCCCCAGGUGCCGGUGCGCCCAAUCUCAUACACUCCUAGCAUUCCCAGUGACUCCAGAAACAAUUUGGACAGAAAUUCCUUUGAAGGUUCUGCUAUCCCUGAGCAUCCAGAGUUCAGUACCUUCAAUCCUGACUCCAUGCAUGGGCACAGGAAAGCAGUGGCUGUUUGCAGCGUGGCUCCAAACCUCCCUCCUCCUCCCCCCUCCAACUCGCCAUCUGACAGUGAUUCCAUCCGGAAACCAAGCUGGGACUACGACUAUGAAACGAAAGUAGUUGAUCUUGGUCCGUGCUUGUCAAAGAAGCCUAUUGAAAAAAGUGCUUGUCAUCCAUAUAACACAUGUGGAAGCAUGUCUGAAGUUCAGUCCCUCAGUUCUUUUCAGUCAGAAUCAUGUGACGAUAAUGAGUCUUUUGCGGCUCAUGACCUCAGGAAUCCAAGAGGGUAUCACUGGGACACCUCUGAUUGGAUGCCUAGUGUUCAGCUUCCUGGUAUCCAAGAAUUCCCCCAGUUUGAAAUUGUUGAAGCACCAGUCCAGCUGUACACAGAUCCCAAUGCCAUUGAUACCGACUACUACCCUGGAGGCUAUGACAUAGAAAGUGACUUCCCUCCACCGCCAGAUGACUUCCCUGUCCACGAGGAGCUGCCACCAUUGCCAGAGUAUAAUGAUCAGUUUGAAUCUAUACAACAUCCUCGGGACAGGCCCACAGCUGGAAGUUUAGGUUCAUCCACUCAUAGCAGGCAGCGCUAUAACCAGUACCUGCCACAUCACUACAAUUCUGAUUUGUCAGAACCACAGAGCACAGCCAUUGGAACAAGCGGUUACAGGGGAGCCUACCCGCCGUACAGUUUGGGGUACAGUGGGGACUUUGAGGCUGCCAAUGUGGACAACAUGUCUAUGUCUUUGUACACAUCCACAGCCUCCUGCUCUGACGUCUCUGCGUGCUGUGAGGAAUCUGAAGUCAUGAUGAGUGACUAUGAAAGUGGGGAAGAAGGCCACUUUGACAAUGUGACCAUUCCUCCACUGGAUCCCCAGCAGCACACUGAAGUCUGACACUGUAUUAAAAGUAAAGUGCCUGGACCCUUUAAACAAAAAACAAACAAAACUAAAAACUAAAAAUUGUUAUAUAAUUGUCAAGGUCUGUGCUUUCUUCCUUUGCAAAGAAUGCUUUCAAGAUGUUUUCAGUAAUCCUAAUUCUAGCAUGGCUGCACUGGAAUAAGCUUAUUUACUUCACAAGUCCUAUCUCUUGCAGUACUGUACAGUUUAUGGCAUCAUGCACAACCUUUGAAGGAAUUAGAAACACAUGUACAAUUGUGAAAACAUACAUUUCAAAGUGAUAAGUCUAUUUUUGUUUUUUAAUUAAAAAAAUUCCACUUCAUUCAUUUUUAUGUAAAUUUUAAUGUACAGUUCUGAUUUAAAGUUUUAAGUAGGUUUUGUAGAUAUUUUAUGUUUUGUUAUUUUUUUCCAAAACAGAUUUUAGUGGUGUUUAAGUGUGACAUUAUAUCCGCACCCAGAAACAAAUAGUGGAUGGGAUUUCACUGUAUCUUUGUAUGACUGAAUUUAUUCAUGAGCAUUUCAACAAAUGUACCAAAUGCAAACUGUGUAAACGUGAGUAACAUUUUGCUACUUUUUGGUUGUGAGAUUAAGACAUGUCUUAAAUGAGGGACUGCAUUUUUGUAAACUGUAACUGUAUACUUUUUUUGUUUCUUCAGAAACAUGGCACCCAAUACAUUUGACCCCCCGCCGUGUCUGUAUAUGUCUGAGAUACAAUGGUCUUGUAAAGGUUUUUAUUGGAUACUACCAUUAGCUCACUCUUUCCUACUGGCAAUAAAUUAUUAAUAAAACAG